Molecule: messenger RNA, 2812 nt
Organism: Paramormyrops kingsleyae
Lineage: Eukaryota; Metazoa; Chordata; Actinopteri; Osteoglossiformes; Mormyridae
Product: endophilin-A3
Biological process (GO): synaptic vesicle uncoating
Cellular component (GO): cytoplasm; presynapse; glutamatergic synapse
Molecular function (GO): protein binding
Source: RefSeq, a predicted model, not a curated record
AAGCAGCGCUUUCCCGUUAAGGUGCCGCCACGCUGCGGAUGCCUGCCUACAGUCCCCGUGCCGGCCUUGCGGGGGCGUCCUCUUAUGUCGCUCAUUUACAUAGAGGCGAAGCUUUCCUCCGCUCCGGCUGCUGGAUCCCUUUAGGGCUUUAUAUCGCCUAAUAAACGGCGUCAGAUGUGUCUGGAGCCGCGACAGCGGACGGCUUACGGGAGCGCAAAGAUCUGCACUCUUCUCCAACCUCUCGUUUUCGUUUUCACUUCGUUUUUCUUUUAUGUUUCUCAUCCCCUUCCGUCUACUCUGGCAGCGGCAAAAUAACCGUUUGAUUUUCCCAGGAUGUCGGUAGCCGGUUUCAAGAAGCAGUUUCACAAAGCCAGCCAGCUGCUGAGCGAGAAGAUAAGCGGGGCAGAGGGCACCAAGCAUGACCGCGACUUCGUGACGAUGGAGAAGAAGAUCGAUAUCACCAGCAAGGCCAUUUUUGAUCUGCUGUCUAAAACCACAGAAUACCUCCAACCAAAUCCAGCCUACCGAGCCAAACUGGGCAUGCUCAACACGGUGUCGAAGAUGCGGGGGCAGGUGAAGACCGUGGGAUAUCCCCAGACGGAGGGCAUGCUGGGAGAUGUCAUGCUCCGCUACGGCAAGGAACUGGGGGAGGACUCCUCCUUUGGUUGUGCUCUAGUCGACGUAGGCGAGGCAAUGAAGCAGAUGGCCGACGUCAAAGACUCGCUAGACAUCAGUGUGAAGCAGAAUUUCAUCGACCCAUUGCAGUCACUGCAGGACAAGGAGCUGAAGGAGAUUGGGCACCACCUGAAGAAGCUGGAGGGCCGUCGUCUGGACUUUGACUACAAGAAGAAGAGGCAAGGGAAGAUCCCCGAGGAGGAGGUGCGGCAGGCUGUGGAGAAGUUUGACGAGUCCAGAGAACUGGCUGAGAGGAGCAUGAUCAACUUUCUGGAGAGCGACGUGGAGCAGGUGAGUCAGCUUGCUGCACUGGUAGAAGCUGGUCUGGACUACCACCGCCAGUCAUUGGAAAUCCUGGAGGAACUGAACAGCAGACUGAAGAGCAGGAUAUCUACGGAAAGCCACCGUCCAAAGAAGGAGUUCAAUCCAAAGUCUGUAAUGAGAAGCCUAGAGACCAUCGAGAGCCUGCCCCACAACGGACUGUCGUACAGCUCAUCAGUCAAAUCCACAGGUUCCCUGGUAAACCACACCGUCAAUGGGAAAAAUGAGCUGAUCUCUUCCCCGCCCCUGAUAUGGCCAGACAGCCCCCAGACUGACCAUUCCGAGGCUCCCCUGGACCAGCCGUGCUGUCGAGCGUUGUAUGACUUCAAGCCGGAGAACGCGGGUGAGCUGGGCUUCAAGGAGAGCGACCUCAUCAUCCUGACCAAUCAGAUCGACGAGAACUGGUACGAGGGUAUGAUCCACGGCGAAUCGGGCUUCUUCCCUAUCAGCUACGUCAGUGUCAUCGUGCCGUUGCCGCAGUGACCGCUGGGCCACUUGCUGGAACCUCUGCUCUCGUCUCUCUCAGUUCUCAGUAUUUUUUAAGAAAUAUAUCUUAUUUUUCAAUAUUUAUGCGCUCCUUUUUGGAGCGUGGAGCUACCUGUAUGUGUGUCAUUUGGGAACUUGGCAUCUGCUUGGUUGGUAUGUCUCCGCUGUCGCCUUCCACUCUGCUGUCCUGCUCCAAAGCGUCACUCAUUCUCUCCUGCCUGCUGCCAUCUUAGGUGUUAUUUUUAGACUUUGAAUGGAGGGGACAGACCUAUCAUUCUGUGAAUGUCCUCUAGGCCCUCUGUGUUUACAUGCCAUGCCCUGGUGUGAUGCAGCACACCUGCCCGCAGUCACUAUGACAAGCUCAGUACUGAGCAGCAUUUUCUGUCCGCUUGUACUCUGCUUUUUAAAAGCUUAUUUAUUGCCUCUCGUUUUGCACUGAAGCCUUAGACUGUUUUACGGACGUUCCGUUCCUCUUCUUUUAUAACAUUGCACUUUCAUUUGCUCCCAUAACAGAAGGAAACUCUUUUUACAAAUUCUGUGUAUUUACUGUAAGUUUCCUGUGUAGGGAGUAGAAGAGGUGGGUUCCGCUUGUACGUUAAAGUAUGUUAUAAUCAUCGUGCUACAGAAUGAUGGAUCUGCGGCGGCCGCUAUCUACUGUUCAUGCAAUAAUGCUGUCACAUUAUGCAGUUAUGUUAUAUUAAUCUCCCUACCCAAAAUUAUGCCAAAUUAUUAACAUUAUUUUUUUAGGAAUAUGACCACGCGUUUGCAUCAUUCAGUACGAAUAAGCAAGUACAGAAAUUAAUUUACCUUAAUGAAUGGGAAGCUAUUCGGUUUAUCCUCUAAACAAUUAUAUCAGAAAAUAAUAUGUGUGCUAUGUUUUUCUGGGUCAGCGUAGAAAAAUAUGUUUAUUAAUCUUGAUCCAUUAAAACUCAGUUGCUAGUCAACAUCAGGUAGAAAACAUAUAUAUUUUAAUGCAUUUUAAAGUAAAGUUUUUGCCAGUGAGCAGAGUCUGAGUAAAGUAAUCCAUAUUCUACUGCGUAGAGCAAAAACAGCUUCAGCAAAAAGCGAAAAAUCAACUGAAGUAGAAUGAAGGCCAUUUAAUUACACGUGCAGCUACUGGCUGCUGAAUCGCUGUGAGGAUCCUUGCCAUUAUGUCGUCAUCUUCUGCUGUUAUUUAUAAAAUCGACGGGGCUUUCAUUUGUCUAUGAAAUUAUUGCAAUGCACGACAUAACUUUUUAUUUUUUCUGUAAUUUAUAGAAAGUGUUCUAUAAGCGUUGUAAAUGAUUAUAUAAAUAAUAUCGGCUGUACUGUGUAAAUAAACGAAUAUGCA